Messenger RNA from Aethina tumida (small hive beetle), 1194 nucleotides. RefSeq lists its product as uncharacterized. The transcript has 4 exons. NCBI's taxonomy places the organism in Eukaryota, Metazoa, Arthropoda, Insecta, Coleoptera, Nitidulidae. The record is from RefSeq and is a predicted model, not a curated record. Bases 214 to 930 code for a protein of 238 amino acids.
GUUUGGUGCGCAGCAUUUGACUCGCCACGGGCGACGCGCCAAGUCUCAUCAAUCGACGGAAUCGGCGAAAUGCAGUAAAGUCAUUGUUUACGCGGGGAUUUUUUUAUAGUGUGAAUUAUUAUUUAGUGGUUGUUUUUGAGGCACAAUUGUUGGAAAAAAAUUAGAGACAACUAAAUAUUUUUGGAUUAAGGUUGAUCAGAUCAAUUUAAACAAAUGGACGACAUCUACUGGAACUCGAUAUCGUUUGGCAGCGAGGAAUCGCUGCAGGAAUCCAAACCGUACGUCGAUCCGUGGGAUCUGGAGAAUUACGCUUACAUCCGCAGCCACCUGGACUCGGUGGAGAACGCCUCAGAUCCCAGUUCCAGCGGCGAAUUCGUCGAACAGAAUUCCACGUCGUUUUACUACGUGCCCGGAAUUCCGCCGCCAAAACGCAACAACAAAUAUGAGAGUCGCGACAAGGUGCGGGGGUACGAUUCGAUGGUGAUCGAACAGGGGAAUUAUGCUGCGAUUGACGAAGUCAAACAAUACGUCAGGAGGCCGAGAGUUGAGGAAAGGCGGAUCAGGAGUCACAGCAGAGAUGUCGACUUCGAUUCAGAUUCAAACGAAUCUCCAUACGAAGAAGGCGUAAGCGAACCCCUAUACGGUUACGGUAACAGGGAGAAAAUCUACAAGAAACUACCAGUACCGAUACCUUCACCAAGAGACCGAAGUCUCAGUUUCUCAUACGGAGAUUAUGGACAUAGCCCACGAAAUGACAUCUACAGUAGAUUAGACGAUAUGCCAAUGAAAAAAGAUGCCACUCUUCCAAUCUACGAGGACGAUAGAAGAUUUAAAAGGAAACCCAGCAUUUUUGGACUGAGUAACUACGGUCAUCUUAAGAUCGAUUAUUCUUACAGCUGGAACAAUCUCAACAAAUAUAUUUGUAAAUGAAUCCCUUUCAUUUUGUUAUUUAUUUCCAUCAAAGUGGUGUACAAGACUGCCCAUAUCAUAUUGAUUGUAUAGAUUAUUGGUUGUUGUAUAGUUUAAUAUGUAUGUGAUUAAUUUAGGUGAGACUGUAUUGUCAAUUAGAUUAGCUCUAAAUUAUCACUGAAUUAAAUUAUUGAUUGAUUAUAACAUAUAUGCAGGUAACACAUAAUAUUCUUUGUAAAAAUCACAAUAAUUGUAAGAGACAAAUUAAAAUAAUACAGUAAUAAA